GGCGCGCGAUACGAUGGCCAAACCUGAAGCCCGCAGUUCAUAUACGGAGUCCUCCGAAACCAGCGUGUAAAGGAAGAGGCCGCGGGGCUCUUCUCCGCGAGUUUCUCAAGUGCACCUCGCAAAACCGCCAAUAAACGUGAACCGUCGCGUUUCCGCGGCGUGCAGUGAGUUGUGAUAGCCCCCUCAGUGCGUGACAAACCAUUUUUACCAAUGCUACUGAUGCCAAACGCCAGCGAAAACGGCUCCGCCGGGCGCAGCCCCGUUAAACCGCUACAACAUCAGGUCACUAUACCUCAAUCCCAACCACCCUCCGCCAACAAUCGUAUUCUUAACUGGGCAUCAGUGGCAUCUUGGUUUUUACGUCCAGAAUGUUCCCUUUUAACGACGAUGGCGAGUAGUGAUUCCGGUCAAUCUCAAUUGACUCGUACAACUUCAGUUCGAUUACCAACGAUACCGCCGAGAGGUCCAGCGAUAAUAGAAGAUAAAGGUGAUAAUGAGCCGACGGGAAGAAAUUUUCAAGCACCCACAAUUUGCACGGCAAUUCGUUGCACGAUUCCCACUUGCAACUGCGAGUGCUUCGUCCCAGGAAAGAGACACUUGCGUUAUUGCGAAACGUGCAAACACGGAUGGGUACCCCACGCGCUGGACAAGUUGGGAUCGCGACAUCUCUUCGCCAACAGUGCCCCAGAACCGGUGCAGCCCAACGCAGCCUUCGACAUCGCGAGCCUUGUGCUUUACGGGUGCCAGGCGUUGCCGAUACGCCUCAAGAUCCUCCUCGACAGGCUCUUCUCGGUGCUCCAAAAGGAGCAGGUGCUCCAAGUGUUGCACGGCUUCGGAUGGACGCCUGAGGACUAUGCCAGGGGCUACAUCCUUCAGGAAUCUCAAGGAAGCUCUCUAGACAAAUGGAGUAUCUGUUCAGCUGAAGAGGAGCCAUUGGUACUCCAACAGUUCCUGAGGUUUGGGGAAACGCGGGCGAUAACCCAACAGCUCCUGCUGGCCCAGCAGGCGCUGCAGGAUCCGGCACUGGACCGUCUGGAAAGACUUGAGCGAUUGGAGCGCCGCCCAUCGCCGAACGCGGCGACGCGCCGAACCAUGUCGCCAAAUCGAUGCCCAUCGCCGUCGUCGGUGUUCCAAUUUUCGCACCUGCCGACUAUCUCCCCGCAUCAGAAGCAUCCGUUGGGCUUCCUGAACGUAUCACCCUCCAACGGACCGGUGGCGCAUCCUCAUCCCCUGCCAGUUACCUGCUCGUCGCCGCCGACGACGACGGCGACCAACCAAUCGCCUUUAAAUCGACUCCAAAAUAUGCAACCGUUCGACUUUCGAAAGUUGGGUCCAAGUUUGGGGUUCCCUAGUAAAAUUGGUGGAGACCCUAUGAGGAGACGGCCGUCUGAUGGAGAAGCAUCCUCGCCGAUGGGGCUGAACCUCAGCAUGCCCACCUGUUUACCUCCACCGCCUCCGCCCCCAACGUCAUCUCUAAACCACCCCGUAUCGGCGUCGCACGCAGCCGCGAUGGCCGCUGUCGUAUCGGCAAAUAAUUACGCCCUUGUUGCGUCUUCUUUACGAAUAUCAUCUGACACUACAGCUGAAUUUCCAUCGGAAGAUGAAGACAUGGAGGAAUCCUCUCAAAGCGCUCUCAAUCUAAGCAGAGACGGUGAAGUUGCGAACUCAUCCAAAUCGAGAGGGUCAAGAACGCCCUUGCUGGGGAGAAAAUCCACGACCCCUACAAAAAGACAUUGGGGAUCCUCAGCGAUCCCAUUGAAUCUUGGUACUCAAUUCAUAAAUCCUGCUACCGGGAAAAAGCGGGUUCAAUGCAACGUCUGUUUAAAAACUUUCUGUGACAAAGGUGCUUUGAAAAUUCAUUUCUCCGCCGUUCACCUCCGCGAAAUGCAUAAAUGCACCGUGGAAGGUUGCAACAUGAUGUUCAGUUCGAGGAGGUCCCGCAACAGACACAGCGCCAACCCCAAUCCAAAGCUUCACUCCCCCCAUUUACGUAGGAAAAUAUCCCCCCAUGACGGCCGAAGCGCGCAGGCUCACCCAAUUUUAAUUCCGCCGCAAACCGGCCUGGCGCUGCCAGCAGCCGCCGCCGCCGCCGCUCUCAAUCCUCUAAACCCGUUCGGUCACUUCCCCUUGCUAACGCCGCCGCCGGACAUUCGGCAUCAUUCCCUCGCGUCCGUUGAUUUCAAACAAACUUUAGACCUCAGCGUACAACGUUCUAGCUUUUGUAUCUCCGGCAACAAAACACCCUCAAUAACCACGGAAAGUCAUCACGAAGACGAAGAUGAAGACGACGACGACGACGGAAUCGUCGUAGUGGGUGGAGAUGAAGACGAAGAACAAGACAAAGUGGAACCUUCGAAUGGUAUUCCUGAUAGACCGGAAGAUUUUAGUGUGCCGAUGAAAAAGCAAAAAAUGUCUAUAUCAGAUGUUGAAGAAGAUGCGACUAGUAACGUAGAUAGUAACGAAGAUUCAUUAAGCGUUGUAGAUACCCAAAGUUUGAAAGACGAAUCUUCCCUCCCGACUAACAAAAGAAAACGAAAGAGCCAAAAUCCUAUUAAGUGCUCUGUCCCCACCACUCUAAUGGAAGACCACACCACCGAUGGUGAAUCAUCAGAAGAUGUCUUCAACGAAAAACCGCACGUCCCCGUUAAAGUAGAAGAAGAAGAUAGAAACUCUCAGGAAGAAUCCAAAGAUGUCCCCGAAUGCGAUUCGCCAUUGAACCUUGGCAAAACCAGUCCCGACGUAAACGCUAACGACACUGACAAAAACAUAUCCGAAAUAAAAACCAGUCUCACCCCUUUAUUUAUGUUGGAUAAGAUAAAGAAAGAGAAGAACCAACAAGAUGGUGAAAAUAACGAGAAUAACGAGGAGAACGACGAGAGGCCAGGAAGCUCCAUUGAAAGCAACAAAAGCGACGAGUCUUUUGACAGUUCAAAUGCCCUUAGACAAUUAGAAACUCUUUCGCAAGGGCAUUUUGGCGAUUUGAUGAGUCGAGGAUUGCAUUUGGGGUUAGGAGGUCAAAGCUCACAAUUUCCCCCGCUGGGGUUUAUGUUAAGCGGGGGUCCUCCAAGUCCGGCACGGUCCCAAGCAUCUUCGGCAGGAAGUUCUAAUGGGGGGGAUUCUCCGGACGAUAACCUAUAUGAUAACGGACAAUUUAUAAGCAAUAUGGACGUUCCUAUCGAUAAAGAUAACCCCAGGCGGUGUGCUGCGUGCGGAAAAAUCUUCCAAAAUCAUUUCGGCGUCAAAACCCAUUACCAAAAUGUCCAUCUAAAACUCAUGCAUAAAUGUAACGUAGAGGGAUGUAACGCUGCGUUUCCAUCGAAAAGAAGUCGAGAUAGACACAGCGCUAAUUUAAACCUUCAUAGGAAGUUAUUAUCGACGUCUUCCGAUAAAUCUGGAUCCGGUCUACUCCUGGAGAAAUCCCCAUUCGCCUCUUUAACCGGUAACUCAUUACACGGGGAUAUAUUAGCUAGAAUCUACGCCGAAGAAGCCCUCAAAGGCCACCACUUACCUCCCCCCAGCCUAGAACAGUUAAUGAUGAAUGGAGAUAGAAUACCUCAUCCCCCUUUACUCCUUCCUCCCCUUCCCGGUUUACCCUUUUCCUUAGGCAACUUCAACCAUUUCUCCCACCUGAACGGCUCCUCCUCUUCGAUGAAGAAAGAAUCAGGGUCGAACUCCCCGACGUUGAGUUCGCCUCCUCCUCCAUUACAUUCGACCUCGCCCGUACCUACCACCUGGGAACACUGCGUGGAAGAGGAUAUUUGGUUAACGGACAAAGAUGGGAACGUAAACUGUAGAAUAUGUAAAAGAACCUUUGGGAACCAUAGGGAAUUGAAAGACCAUUGCGAAAGAAAUCAUGCCCCCGAUAUGUAUAAGUGCACCGUUCCAGGAUGUACGAAGAUGUUCGUAUCGCGAACGAAAAGGAACGCACAUGCUGAGAAUGAGACGCUACACGGAGACGUCGGGGGCGUCUCGACGCCCGAGGGUAAGCCGGAUUCGUGACCGUUCGGUCGGUGGUAACGCGCUCUUGUGAUUUUCAUUGUACAUUACUUUAGGUUAUUUUUACCCUUCUGUCUCGUCCUGUUGAAAAAAGCCAGUCUCGUAUUUAUUUAUUACGCUUGUAACAUAGGUUGGAGCGUUCGACGCUCGUCGCGACGAAACCGAUGCCAGUCUUGCGAAGGUAGCGAUUUGUAUUAUGUUGUAAAUAGUAGGGGAGAGAAAUACGUCAAAAGAAACGUGAAUAUCGCAAUUGCUCACUUUUGUAACGGAAAAAAAAUUAAUCGAACUCCCGACCCGGUCGUAGUUUUUCAUAAACAAUUUUAUUUUUUGUUUUCUAUUUGUACUUUUUUUUGUUUUUGUACGUCGUCUAAAAUUGAGACGUCCGCGGCGUCGAUCGCGAGCCGAAAGGGAGGAAGGACUUCGUUUCGAUGUGCAAUAACUGUAAAUAGAAUAACAGUAACCCCCCCGCUAUGCCUGUCAUUGUAUAGAUGUAUAUACGUGUACCUCUAGGGUUUCUAGCGAAAACGAGGGCGUUUGCGAGUAUACGAUCACGAUUCUAGGGAAAACUCGAACCGAUUGGCUCGUUUUCCUCUGGCCGAACUCAUUCAGCACUACCUUCUUCCUUUUUUUUUCAAUGUUACUUGUUAUUGCAUAUUCACUACUUGUGUACAGUAAACUAUUGUAAACCGCCUUUUGGGCUUCUUAAAAUAUAGCUGUCGUAUAAAUAAA
Molecule: messenger RNA, 4725 nt
Organism: Onthophagus taurus
Lineage: Eukaryota; Metazoa; Arthropoda; Insecta; Coleoptera; Scarabaeidae
Product: zinc finger protein basonuclin-2
Biological process (GO): regulation of DNA-templated transcription
Cellular component (GO): nucleus
Source: RefSeq, a predicted model, not a curated record